Messenger RNA from Cuscuta campestris, 1273 nucleotides. The record is from the annotation of a GenBank genome assembly. Lineage: Eukaryota; Viridiplantae; Streptophyta; Magnoliopsida; Solanales; Convolvulaceae.
CGCGAACUUGGACCCCACAAAUCAUACCCUCUUUAACUUCUAGUUGCUCUACUAUUCCCUUACCUAGUUUCUUUCUCUUUACCGUUGAUCUCGCCGCCGCCGUCGUCAACCACUACCGCGGCCGCCGCCGCCGCAGCAGCACUAUUUUCUUCCCGAUGACAGGCUGUGCUCAAACAUUUCUCAAUGAACACUCUGCCCCCCGUUCCCAGAGAAAUUCCUUCCGAGUUCCCAUCCAGUCCCCGUCAGACGAUGAUCAAGGGCAGGAACGAACCACCGCAUCCAAUGAAAUCGCCGACGCAGCUGUUAAGAUACAGUCAGCUUACCGAUCUCACGUGGUCCGCAGGCUCGUCAGGAAGAUCUCAGCCGUCUUUCACGAAGCCGCUCAUCUACAAUGCGUCAUUCAACGGCAGGAUACAGUUGAUGCGGUGAGGAGCAAUGAGCGAGAGAGGAUUAGGAUGAACGAAGCUUUGAUGGGAUUAUUGCUUAGAUUAGACUCUGUUCCCGGAGUCGAUCCAACUGUCAGGGAUCUGAGGAGGAGUGUGAGCCGCAAGAUUGUGGGGCUUCAAGAGAUACUGGAUGCUGUUUCUGCUGCAAGCAUUGAGAGCUGGGAUGGUUUCUUGAGGGACUGGGAUGAAGAUCUUGUGAAGAUCGAAAACGAUGCAUGCAAUGGAAAUGGGAAUGGAGACAUUGAGAGGUUUUGCGCCCAGUAUUUAGGGUUUCGAUGCCUUCAACAGUUUCUUCAUGACCAAUGGUGACCGUGCCACUCGCUCUUGAUCUCUAUAAUCUAUCAAUAUUUCCUACAUUGUUAUUCCUUGCUUCUUUCUCUGUGUGUUGUUAGGGUGUGAAGUCUGAUUAUAUAUAGUUGAUGUACUAUCAAAUAUAUCCCAUUUGUGUAGAUAUAUUUGAUUAUAUCGUGUAUUCUCUGUAAUUGUACAUAUUUCAAAUCAUCAAUAUAUAGUCCUACCGUCAUGAAGUUGUGAGAUCCUUACAAGUGUGUUACAUAGCUAAUCAACCCAAAGUGUGUGAUAGUUAUUCAAGGUCGAUUAGCUGAGCUGCUGUUUCUAACACUUGUUCUAUGUUUAUUUUCACGAUUCUUUGAAAGCCAAGUGUAUCUGGGUUUAGUUUCUGAGAACAAAAGCGUACGGUUGAAAAUUGUUGGAAAAGACUGGUCUCAACAUGUUCUUUUUUUGGACAAGCAAACAGCCCCGACACCCUCCACCACCACCACCGCAUGCAGAGGAAGGGGAAGGCAUCUCCCACAGCAGUAUCAUAA